Molecule: messenger RNA, 2723 nt
Organism: Sorghum bicolor (sorghum)
Lineage: Eukaryota; Viridiplantae; Streptophyta; Magnoliopsida; Poales; Poaceae
Product: probable serine/threonine-protein kinase PBL22
Exons: 3
Coding region: 587-2524 (645 amino acids)
Biological process (GO): protein autophosphorylation
Cellular component (GO): plasmodesma; plasma membrane
Molecular function (GO): transmembrane receptor protein tyrosine kinase activity; ATP binding
Source: RefSeq, a predicted model, not a curated record
UUGACUCGUCAACGCAGGGCCCACCUAAUCGCUUAUACUCCAUAGAGGGCAAGGCAGAGAGAGAGAAAGGGAUCUAUCACCUCUGUUCAUCCAGACUCUCCAGAGAGAAAUCCUCAUCACCUCUGUUCAUCUAGACUGAGAGACAGAGAGAGAGAUUGCUCUCCAGACUCUCCAGAGAGAAAUCCUCAUCACCUCUGUUCAUCUAGACUGAGAGACAGAGAGAGACAGACAGAGAGAGAUUGCUCUCCAGACUCUCCAGAGAGAAAUCCUCAUCACCUCUGUUCAUCUAGACUGAGAGACAGACAGACAGAGAGAGAUUGCUCUCCAGACUCUCCAGAGAAAAAUCCUCAUCACCUCUGAGAGAGAUUGCUCUCCGCAAACCACGCAAAGAACCCAUCAAGAGCUGCUACUUUCUUUCAGGUGUCAAUCACAACAAAUGUAAAAAAAAGAUGACAAAAUUGAAGGGCUAACAUAACGGAAAAACAGCCUUCUAUAUAAAAGAUGAGAAUUGAGAACCUGUUUUAUGCAUCAUCUGGCGGCUCUGUUUUGGUAACAAAUUAUCGGAAUUGAUCAUCAAGAAUACAGUAUGGAACUUAUCCAAGGGGCUGAUAGAUCGAAGUGGAUGGUGACGAGCAAUCAUAGCAUAAAGUGCUUCACAACAUAUGAGGUAGAAAGAAUGACCAGGAACUAUAUAACAACUCUCGGAAGAGGUGGCUUUGGUGAAGUUUAUGAAGGAGUUCUUGAGGACCAAAGUAAGGUGGCAGUGAAAAGGUUUAUCAACAAUGAGAAAGUAAAUUUCGCAAAAGAGUUGGCUGUCCAUCGUGAAAUCAACCACAGAAACGUAGUGAGGCUCAUUGGCUACUGUUUAGAUGAAAAUGCCCUUAUGAUGAUCACUGAGUACAUCACUAAUGGAAACCUGAGUGAUGUUCUUCACCAAGACAACAGUCCUAUCCCUUUGGAUGUAAGACUUAGGAUCGCCAUUGAAUGUGCUGAGGCGUUGGCAUACAUGCAUUCUCACAUGUAUACUCGUGUUAUCCAUGGUGACAUCAAGCCUUCUAACAUACUCUUAGAUGACAAUUUCCAUGCAAAGUUGUCAGAUUUUGGAAUAUCAAGGCUAGUCAACACGGAUAAGGUACUGUACACGGAGAAUGUAAUAGGGAGCAUAGGUUAUAUGGACCCAUUGUUUGCUCAGGACGGGCUUCUCACUUCGAAGAGUGAUGUUUACAGCUUUGGAGUUGUCCUCCUUGAACUGAUUGCUAGAAAAAAGGCAACAACAGUAAUGGACAAUGUCAAUAUUGUGCGUGCAUUUACUAAUGCUCUUGCAAGGGGGGUCAGAGGUGCUAGAGAGAUGUUUGACGGUGAAAUUGCAAGCAAGAAUAGCAUGAAGAUUGUUGAAGGGUUUGCAAAGAUAGCAGGGGAAUGUCUAGCAAUGGAAAGGAACAAACGUCCUGAGAUGAUUGAUGUCGUGGAACGUCUUCGAGUACUAAAGAAAACUUCACAUCAGGAUCUAGGAGAAAGAGCAGGCCUGUUCUCUUGGGCUAGGAAGAGCAAACCAGUACCUGCAGCUGGUGUGACCACCGUCCCUGCCAAGAUUCUAGUUUUGCCGGCACACCUGUGCCGCCAGUUCUCGUUUGCAGAGAUGAAGGCUGCAACAAACAAUUUUCAUUGGCGGCUCAUUGUUGGCGAGGGUGCAUUUGGUAGAGUUUACCGUGGCAAGAUCGAUGGAGGAAAAACCAAGGUGGCCAUCAAACGUCACAGCCCGAACUCUCGGCAAGGUGAGCAUGAGUUUCGUACUGAGAUAGAGAUGUCAUCAAAGGUCCGCCACUGUAAUGUUGCGCAACUGAUCGGCUACUGCGAUGAGAUGGGCGAGAUGAUCCUCGUCUACGAGUAUAUGCCACGCGGUUGUCUGCGCAACCACUUGUACCGAACAAAGCAGCCACCUCUGACCUGGAACCGGCGUCUGGAGAUCUGCAUUGGUGCAGCUCGCGGCCUGCACUGCCUUCAUGCGUCACAGGUCAUCUACCGCAACCUGAGGACGGAAGACAUUCUGCUGGAUCAUGCAUGGGUCGCCAAGCUUACAGAUCUUGCUCUCUGCAAGACUGCUGGUCCAUCAAUGGACGAGAUCACAAGAGUCAUUGGCAGUGGAUGCCUCCUCGAUCAUGAAUAUGUCACCACUGGUCGACUAACUGAGAAACUAGACGUCUAUUCUUUUGGUGGUGUUUUGUUGCAGGUCCUAUGUGCUCGGCCUAUCCUAGACAUAAGUCUUCUAAACGAAGAAGGUAGUACAUUGGUAGACUGGGCAUUGCACUGCAAGCAGGAGUGCAGGCUUGAUCAGAUUGUUGACCCAUACCUGAAGGGGUCCAUUGAUCAAUCAUCUCUCGAAACGUUUGUUGGGAUUGCUGAGAAAUGUCUCGCUUCCGAGGGCGUUCGCCGUCCGUCGAUGGGAGAUGUGCUUCUAGACCUGGAGUUGGCCCUCAGGCAACAGGGGACGACUACCCACGGAUUAUCUCCAGUUGUGUUGUAACAGUUUCCAAUUGGCAUGUAAUGUAUCGCUGUUAUACAGGGAAGAGUCCAAUGGAUCAGAGCACCGGAAGAAUAAGAGUCUUUUCCUGUACUUGGAAAGGUAAUAGCAGGUACAAAAGCCAUAGCUUUACUUUUUUCCCCUGAAAAUUCACGAGAACUGUGCUUCUUUGUAUUAAUAAUGUAGAAAUAAUUUGAAAUUA